Messenger RNA from Naegleria fowleri, 2244 nucleotides. RefSeq lists its product as uncharacterized. The record is from RefSeq and is a predicted model, not a curated record. The transcript has a single exon. Lineage: Eukaryota; Heterolobosea; Eutetramitea; Acrasida; Naegleriidae. Bases 1 to 2244 code for a protein of 747 amino acids. Gene Ontology annotation, cellular component: cytosol. Gene Ontology annotation, molecular function: oligopeptidase activity; serine-type endopeptidase activity. Gene Ontology annotation, biological process: proteolysis.
AUGUCAUCACAGCAACAAACAACGAUAGGAAGGAAUUUUCAUUAUCCUCAAGCCUUCAGAGACACCUCGGCCAUAGAUACCUAUCAAAGUGCAAAAAGAGGUGAAGUAAAGAUUGAAGAUCCAUAUCGUUGGUUGGAAGAGCCUUACGGAGAAAGGACAAAGGAAUGGGUUAAUCAACAAGUCCAAUGCUUUGCUGAUUAUAUGAAGGAACAACACAUUGAAGAGAGAGUGGGCGUAACUCGUGAACAACUUAAAGAACAAAUCACUAACAUGGUGAAUUUUGAGAAGGUUGGAUGUCCAUUCAAAAGAGGAGAGGGAGAUCUCGUUGGGUAUUACUUCUUUAAGAAUGAUGGAUUGCAAAACCAAGAUGUGUUAUGGGUAAGAAAAUCGUUGGAGAGUGCCGAAAGUGAAAUAUUUGUGGAUCCCAACAAGUUCUCAGCUGAUGGUACGUCUUCAAUAAGAUCAAGCGCUUUCAGUAAGAAAGGUGACUAUUAUGCCUAUGGAUUGAGUGAACGAGGAAGCGAUUGGCAAACCAUUCACGUGAUUGAUGUGAAAACAAAGCAACCACUGAAAGAUCAGAUCAAGUUCUGUAAAUUCACAGGUAUUGCAUGGACUCAUGACUCUCGUGGAUUCUUUUAUUCUAGAUAUCCAGAACCAAAAUCAGCUGUUGAAACUCUUGGUAGUGAAGUUGAUGCCAACGAGUUCAGUAAGCUAUAUUAUCACAAACUUGGUACCCCACAAGAUGAAGAUAUCCUAAUCUAUGAAGAAAAGACUCAACCAAAGUGGAUGUUUGGUGCAUCUGUUACUGAUGAUGGAAAGUACUUGUUGAUUUACGUUUCUGAAAGUACAGCUCCAGUGAACAGAUUGUUCUAUACAAAGAUUUAUAAGAAUGAUCAAGUCGGUGGCGAGUUUGCUUUUGAAAAGGAGAAUCCUGAAGAUGCUCAAUCACGUAUCAAGGUUGUUAAAUAUAUUGACAAUUUCGAUGCCGAAUAUGACUAUAUUGCCAACGAUGGAGAUAUUUUCUACUUUAAGACCAAUUUGAACGCUCCAAAUUCAAAGGUUGUUGUUAUGGAUGUGACAAAACCUUACACCGAGAUGAAAGAAAUUUUGGCAGAAACUGAAGACCCUCUUAGUAUGGCCACUUGUGUAAAUAAGAACAUUUUAGUGGCCAAUUAUGUUCAUAAUGUUCAAGACAACUUGAAAUUUUUCACACUCCAAACUGGUGAAUAUAUUUCUGACAUUCAGCUGCCUGUGAUUGGAUCCAUUUCAUCACUUUCUGGAAGACGAGAAGAUUCGUUAUUGUUCUACAAGUUUGUGUCAUUUAACCAUGCUGGAACUAUUUACAGAUAUGAUUUUGACACUCAACAAUCUAUUGUGUUCUAUCAAACAAAGACCAGUGAUUUAGUUCCAUCUCCAGAAUCCAUUGAAGUCAAGCAGGAAUGGUACUCUUCAAAGGAUGGUACAAAAAUUCCAAUGUUCAUUGUUCACAACAAGAAAGGCUUCGAAAAGAAUGGUAAAAAUCCUUGUUGGUUGUAUGGAUAUGGUGGAUUCAGCAUCAAUUUGCAACCCUCUUUCAGUAUCAUGCGUCUAUUCUGGAUCAAAUAUUUUGGUGGAAUGCUUGUGAUUCCAAACUUGAGAGGAGGUGCUGAAAUUGGUGGUGAAAAGUGGCACGAGCAAGGAAUUCUUGAUAGAAAACAAAAUGUUUUUGAUGACAUGAUUGCUGCUGCUGAAUAUAUUAUCAAAGAAGGUUAUACUUCACCACCCUAUAUUUGUCUUAAUGGUGGCAGUAAUGGUGGUCUUUUAGUGGCUGCAUGCAUCAACCAAAGACCUGACUUGUUUGGUGCUGCCGUUCCUCAAGUAGGUGUCUUGGAUAUGCUCAAAUUCCAUACCUGGACCAUUGGUGCAGCAUGGUGUAGUGAUUACGGAUGUAGCUCAGAUUCCAAAGGUUUUGAUUAUUUAAUUGAAUACUCUCCUCUUCAUAACAUUAAGGCACAGAAAUAUCCAGCAGUUCUUGUCACAACAGCGAAUCAUGAUGACCGAGUGGUUCCUCAUCAUUCGUUCAAAUACACUGCUCAACUUCAACAUGUGGCUGGUCCAGUCAAUGAGGCACCUCUGCUUAUUCGAAUUGAAACGAGUGCAGGACAUGGAGCUGGUAAAUCAUUGCAAAAGGUAAUUGAAGAAAUGGCUGAUAUUUAUUUGUUUGUGGCCAAUGAGAUGGGUAUCCGCUUUAAGGGAAACAAUUAA